Molecule: messenger RNA, 1074 nt
Organism: Aphanomyces invadans
Lineage: Eukaryota; Oomycota; Saprolegniomycetes; Saprolegniales; Verrucalvaceae
Exons: 1
Coding region: 15-992 (325 amino acids)
Source: RefSeq, a predicted model, not a curated record
AUUUUUGGCAUGCAAUGGACAUGUCGUCGCAGCACGAACCCUUGCUGGGAAUUCUCGGUGGCGUCGGUCCGGCCGCUGGACUUGUCCUGCAUCAGGCCAUCUUGCGACACACGCAAAAUCUCGGCACAGACCAAGGCCAUCUCGACGUCGUGCAUGUGUCCCGGUCCUCAGAUAUGGCGGCCCGACCAGCGUACCUCGCUCAGCAUACAUCAAACACGAUCACAAUCGAGAACCCAGCGCUCGGAAUGGCGCGGAGUCUGAAGAUGCUUGUCCACGCCGCCCUCACUCGGCAGGCCAAGCUCAUCGUUGGUGUGCCAUGCAAUACUUUCCACGCACCGCCGAUUUGGGAUACGUUUGUGUCGGCGGUGGCUGCCGAGGACCCAACGUCGUCUGUCACGCUAUUGCACAUGCUCCAUGAAACUGUACGCAUGGUGGCUGAAAUCGCACCCUCCGCCCGCGUCAUCGGCGUCAUGUCCACGACCGGAUCGCGGCACUCGCGCAUUUACCACAACCUGUUAGAACCACACGGGUACACCGUCGUCGAAGUCCCUAUGGCGCAGCAAGACGCGCUAAACGACACAAUAUUCAACACGGAAUGGGGCAUCAAGGCCACAUCGCCCAGCAUCCACCCUCGAGCCGUGUCCAAUUUCGAAUCCUUUGCGACGCAGCUCAGCGAGAUGGGGGCGCACGUCGCGAUAUUGGGGUGUACCGAGAUUCCGAUGGCUCUGCCGGGGUCGGACGUCAACGGGAUGUUGCUGGUGGACCCGAUGGUCGCGCUAGCUCGCGCCAUGAUUCGCGAGGCAGACCCAUCCAAACUCGUGCCUCUCGACAUGCGGCUGGAUCUGGCGCGUUGUCCGGUAGGGAAGCCCAAGCGAACGCUGAGUGUUCGCAGCGAAGAUGGCCACACCGACCUCAUGGACGACGAUUACGACUCGGACAAUGACCGAGAAGCUCCUGUUGAUGUGGAUACGUUCCGAUUUUGCUUUUACUGAGAGCAUCCUUGUAUCUACUGCUUUGUAGCGUCCUUCGCUUAACGGUAUACUGAAGUACAUUACAGUCGUGCUGUGCCCUUCG